Molecule: messenger RNA, 2851 nt
Organism: Agelaius phoeniceus (red-winged blackbird)
Lineage: Eukaryota; Metazoa; Chordata; Aves; Passeriformes; Icteridae
Source: RefSeq, a predicted model, not a curated record
GGCUCCCCUCACGGCGGAUAUAAGGGCGCGGGCGGCGGCGCCGCGCUUACUCACUCCGGCAGCGCUGCUGUCAGGCCCCGAGGUCAUUUGAAUUCCAACCCGAGCGACCAUGAGCGCGCUUGACUUGACUUCCAUCCUGGAUUUCCUGGAGACGGCCAACCUGACGGAGAUCAACUGGACGUGCAGCAGCGGCGAGUGCAUCACGGUGGAUGCCACGACAUGCCCUGGCACGCUCAACAAGAGCGCCCUGCUCUACACCCUGUCCUUCUUCUACAUCUUCAUCUUUGUCAUAGGCCUGGUGGCCAACUCGGUGGUGGUGUGGGUCAACCUGCAGGCCAAAAUGACGGGCUAUGAGACCCACCUGUACAUCUUCAACCUGGCCAUCGCCGACCUGUGUGUCGUCAUCACCCUGCCCGUGUGGGUUGUCUCGCUCGUCCAGCACAACCAGUGGCACAUGGGGGAAAUCACGUGCAAGAUAACCCACCUGAUAUUUUCCAUCAACUUGUACAGCAGUAUCUUCUUCCUGGCGUGCAUGAGCGUGGACCGCUACCUCUCGGUCGCCUACUUCACCAACUCCAGCAGCCGCAAGAAGAAGAUCAUCCGCCGCUGCAUCUGCGUCCUGGUGUGGCUCCUGGCCUUCUCCGCCUCCCUCCCGGACACCUAUUACCUCAAGACUGUCUCUUCCAACAGCGAGACCUACUGCAGGCCUGUUUACCCUGAGGAGAGCUUCAAGGAGUGGCUGAUUGGCAUGGAGCUCAUCUCUGUGGUGCUGGGCUUCCUCAUCCCCUUUCCCGUCAUCGCCGUGUUUUAUUUCCUCCUGGCCAAGAGCAUCUCCACCUCCAGCGACCAGGAGCGCAAGAGCAACGGGAAGAUCAUCUUCUCCUACGUGGUGGUGUUCCUGGUGUGCUGGCUGCCCUACCACGUGGCCGUCCUGCUGGACAUCUUCUACAGCCUUCACUUCAUCCCCAUCAGCUGCCAGAUGGAGAACUUCCUCUACGCCACCCUCCACAUCACUCAGUGCUUCUCGCUGGUGCACUGCUGCGUCAACCCCAUCCUGUACAGCUUCAUCAACCGCAACUACAGAUACGAGCUGAUGAAAGCCUUCAUCUUCAAGUACUCUGCCAAAACUGGCCUCACCAAACUCAUCGACGCCUCCAGAGUGUCAGAAGCAGAAUACUCAGCUCUGGAGCAAAAUGCCAAAUGACUGCAAGCCCAGAAAGGAAUUUCCUUGACUCUCUGACCUGAUGUGUUUGGGGGUUUUUUUUUGUGCAUUACGGUUUGUUGUUUAUUUUUAUUUUGUUUUACCCCUUCCUUUCAAUGUGCUUGUUACAAACGCGGCGUGAAUUCCAGCCUACAAAAGAGAGAGGACAAAGUGUAAUUUAAGAGUAGGAUCAGUUGCAAAGUGGAAGUGGUACCAAAAUGAAAGCCUUUUCUCCUCCUAGCCCAGUGUGGAAUCCUCAACAAUGCUAUGCAAGUGGAAAUUAUUUCCUAGCAGACAAAGCCAUUGUGUACCAUAGAUAACAUGGAUAAGCUUCUCCUUCCACGUCUUGAUUCCCUCGUCUCCUUGUGUAUGUUUAUAUAUAUAGUGUGUUGUAUUUAAAAGCUCAAGACUUUAUUUUCUGCCCCUUGGUGUACCUUAUACAAGUGUAUUUGAAAGUUAAAUAUAUUUUUAUCAUGUAUUUGAAGUAUAUUGUUGAUGAGUGUAUCCAGAGUGCUGUAGUCUGAGUGUUAGGUGGCCGUUUGGCUCCAAGGGGAUGCUGAUAAAUAAGAUGGAAAUGAUCUCUUGGGAGCAUCCUCCCUGGCUGGCACACUUUAUGGACCAUGGCUUUAUGUGGUGUCACACCCACAUGCUGGAGCAUGAAAUAUAUGUAGUGUAAUAUAGCUGCCAUCAUGUUAAAAUUAACAGUAUUGUCAGAGCCCUUAACUCCUACACCCCUGCUUCACCAGGCUGUAUCCUCCUGCACAGAGUGAGUGAUCUUACUGCUGAGAGUUGUCUCUAUUUGUAAGUUAUUUUUGUAAAAUAAAGAUCUGAGAAAAAGAAAACAAAACCUGUGCCUACCAGUGGUUUGACUUGCCGGCCUUCUCCUCAGGUUAAAAAAAACAAAGCCAAAAAGGAGGAAUCAAGGCCACCUCAGUCCUUUGGUGCAGGAGCAGACAGGUCAGUCAGAGUUUUCCUGGUGUUUGAUGGCCUGAAAGAACUGAUGGAGGAAUGGGAGAUGGUACUGGAGCAUGGGCCAUAGUGUCUGAGUGGGGCAGGAUCCAGGCACUGUGGGAUGCCUCAAGUGGAGCUCUCAGCCAGCAAAGGAAUCUUGGUGGUGUUCACCUCAGGACAAGUUUGGUAUUCACAGAGCAGCGUCGGCCCUGCACAGAGCCCGGGUGGUGCUGAGUGUUGGGGAGAUCCUGCAGACCUGCUGCUUCAACCACACUGAUAAAGUCUCCAGGCCUCUUCCUUGGGGGGGAAGCUUUUCUCCUGUGUGACACAAUACCCCAGCUGGUGUUUGCACUGAGACCAAAGUGUGGAUCUGGACUCCUCGGAGACUGAAAUGAGGGAAUUUAUCAGCAGAUAGCAGGAUCCAUGCUCUUCCCUGCUGUGGCUUUGUGGCUUGCUGUGCCUGGGGAUCUCCCUGCUCCUCUGACAGCUACAGGUGUCCAUGGGGAUUCAGGUCUUACCUUUUCCAGGAGGUCAAAAUUGCUGUGUUAAGGCUUGGCUGGAAAAAUGAGCACAAAUCAAACAUAAUCCAUGACCUGGAGUGAGUCUUCCUGCUUAACUCUUGGGCUUUCUGGUAAAGCAUCUCCACGUGCCUCAGAGGCAGGCACUGAGCAAAUAAAAAUGCAUCUGCUCCGUGAGAAA